Molecule: messenger RNA, 2278 nt
Organism: Dioscorea cayenensis subsp. rotundata (Guinea yam)
Lineage: Eukaryota; Viridiplantae; Streptophyta; Magnoliopsida; Dioscoreales; Dioscoreaceae
Product: putative receptor-like protein kinase At4g00960
Exons: 7
Coding region: 160-2058 (632 amino acids)
Biological process (GO): protein phosphorylation
Molecular function (GO): ATP binding; protein kinase activity
Source: RefSeq, a predicted model, not a curated record
UUAGCUAAUGUUUACUUCAAAAGACAUAUAAAUAAAUAAAUAAAAGACAAUUUAUAAAGAAGAUAUAUAAACAAUUGUCUAGCUCAAUCAAGCUAUCCAACCAAGAGCACCACUGAUGAUAACCACCUUCCAAUCUCCUCACCAGCGGUGACACGACUCAUGGCACCAAUUGCUUUCCUCGCUGUCUUACUAGCCCUAUUACUGAGUCCCAUCACCGCAGGUCCCCAAACCAACCUGCUCAACAGCGGCUGCAGCCAAUACAACGCCAGCAACCCCUCAUCCUUCGUCGCCGACCUAAACGCCACCUUCUCCGGCCUCCGCUCAAACCUCUCCGCCUCCCCUUCCGCCGUCUUCGCAACCGCCUCCAAUGCCCCCGUCUACGCCCUCUUCCAAUGCCGCGACUACCUCUCCUCCUCCGACUGCCUCACCUGCUUCUCCACCGCCGCCGCUCUCCUCCUCUCCUCUUGCGCCCCCGCCAACGGCGCCCGCGUCAUCUACGACGGCUGUAUGCUCCGCUAUGAGAGCGCCGCCUUCUUCGACCAGGGUUCCCUCAUCGGCAACGUUGGUCUCUGUGGGAAUCGCACGAACCAUACGUCGGGCUUCGCGGCUGAUGUCGAUGGGCUGAUGAUGGAUCUGAGCGUCGCCACGCCGAGGAUCGGUGGGUACUUCGCGGCGGCAGUGAGGGAUGGGGUUUAUGGGGUGGCGCAGUGCGUGGAGUCGGUGACGGAGGAGAGUUGUGGGAGUUGCUUGGCGGUGGCGUAUGGGAACAUCAACGGGUGCCCGCCGGAUGCGGAGGCGAGAGCGGUGGACGCCGGCUGCUUCAUGAGGUACUCCGAUGUGGCCUUCUUCCCAGCGAAUCAGACGGUGAAUCUCUCCCCCUUCUUGAAUUCCGGUUCUUCAAGCAAGACAGGUGCUAUCAUUGGAGGAGUUGUAGGAGGAGUUGGCGGCCUGCUGCUUUUGGCUUUAGCCAUAUUACUGUGGAUCAAAAAGUUUAGAAAAUCCCCAAAUCGUCGAAGAGGUAAUAUAUUGGGUGCAACUGAACUACAAGGUCCAAAGAAUUUUCAUUACAGAGAUCUUAAAGCUGCAACAGAAAACUUUAGUGACAAAAACAAGCUGGGGGAAGGAGGAUUUGGAGAUGUUUACAAGGGCACACUUAAAAAUGGGACAAUAGUUGCUGUCAAGAGACUAGCAAUAACUAAAGCAAGCAGAGUGCAGGCAAGUUUCCAAAGUGAGGUGAAACUUAUAAGCAAUGUUCAUCAUCGAAAUUUGGUUCGGUUACUUGGAUGUUCUAGCAAGGGCCUUGAAUUGCUUCUUGUUUAUGAAUACAUGGCGAACAGCAGCCUUGACAAAUUCUUAUUUGGUGAAAAUCGUGGAACCCUUAAUUGGAAACAAAGGUUUGAUAUCAUUGUUGGCAUGGCUAGAGGACUUGCAUAUCUACAUCAGGAGUUCCAUGUGUGUAUCAUACAUCGAGAUAUAAAAUCUAGCAAUAUCCUUCUUGAUGACAAUUUCCAGGCUAGAAUUGCGGAUUUUGGGUUGGCAAGGCUUCUGCCAAGUGACCAAAGCCAUCUCAGUACUAAAUUUGCAGGGACAUUGGGUUACACAGCGCCGGAAUAUGCAAUUCAUGGCCAGCUCUCUGAGAAGGUUGAUACCUACGGCUUUGGUGUUGUUGUCCUGGAAAUAAUUAGUGGCAGAAAGAGCAAUGACAUGCGUUUUGAACCUUUAACUCAGUUCCUUCUUGAAUGGGCAUGGAAACUCUAUGAGGAAGACAUGCCACUGGACUUGGUGGAUGAUACAUUGAGUCCUAGUGAGUAUGAACCUGAGGAAAUGAAGAGAGUCAUUGAGAUUGCUCUCCUAUGCACUCAAUCCACUGUGGCUGCAAGGCCAACCAUGUCUGAGGUUGUGGUUUUGCUACUGAGCAAAGGUGCUUCACUGGUUCAGCCUACCAGACCAGUUUUCAUCGAAGCGACAAGCAGGGUUCGCGGAGAUACAUCAUCUUCAUCUGGUACACCUUCUGCAUCCCUUGCAACUGCAUCGAUAUCACAGUUUUCAGCUCGGUAAAAUUAUAAGGAGAAUAAGAGUGUGCAUUCUGUUGAACUGGUGUGAUAUGCUAAUAAUGUAGUAGUGAAAAGUGACAGUAAUAGUGUGUUUUGAUAUGUAAUCUUGAAAGCAUGUGUAGUUUCCAUUUUGUACAGUAAUUAUUUUUACCGAAGUAAAAACGGACAGACACUUACUCCAAUUCUGCAGAUUUUAAGAGGUUUGAUCUUAUGUUUUGUUCUAA